This is a messenger RNA of Syzygium oleosum, 2013 nucleotides long. Its product is annotated as ACT domain-containing protein ACR4-like. The transcript has 7 exons. The coding region runs from base 378 to 1730 and encodes 450 amino acids. The record is from RefSeq and is a predicted model, not a curated record. NCBI's taxonomy places the organism in Eukaryota, Viridiplantae, Streptophyta, Magnoliopsida, Myrtales, Myrtaceae.
AGAAGAGUACGCAGGCGUGUUGUGUUGUGGUGGUGAUCUGUUCCUUUUCUGUGUCCCUCCAAAAACUCAUCGUCCAACUCAAGAGCCACCACCAGCCGCGCCCCUCGGCCAACGCACCACUCCGCCAUACAUAGAAAAAGGCAAAACGAGGAAAAGGGAAGACAUAACUCACGAACGGUUUGGAAUUUCAGGAUGGCGUGUGUGCAAAUCGCAAUGAGUUGAAACAGAGAGAAUUCUUGACAGAGGAAACGAAGAGCAGAACCAGAGCAAGAACCUCUCUCUCUCUCUCUCUCUCUCCCUAUCUCUGUCUGGCGGCGCUCGGUUCUUUUCGUUCUUUCUUCCUUUCUUGCUCUGUCUUUCUGGGUGGUGGGCGAGAUAUGGAUUGCUGGUCUUCUCCUCUCGCCGUCGACGACGAGUUUGAGAAACUCGUUCUUAGAAUGAACCCACCAAGGGUUACGGUUGAUAACGAAUCCAGCAAAAAGGCCACUCUGGUCAAGGUUGAUAGCGCGAAUAAGCGUGGGAGCUUAUUAGAGGUGGUUCAGGUCCUGACCGAUAUGAAUCUCAUGAUUCGCCGGGCUUAUAUUUCUUCUGAUGGAGAGUGGUUUAUGGAUGUGUUUCACGUGACGGAUCCGAAAGGGAACAAGCUUUCUGAAGAUGAUGUUGUUGAACGGAUUCAGCAGUCACUGGGCCCCGGUAUACGGAGUUUUCGGUCAUUGAGGAGCUCUGUCGGUGUCCAAGCUGCCAUGGAACACACAACUAUUGAACUGACAGGGAGAGACCGACCGGGCUUGCUUUCGGAGGUUUUCGCUGUUCUGGCCAACCUGAAAUGUAAUGUAGUGGCUGCUGAAGUCUGGACCCACAAUUCGAGGAUGGCGUCAGUCGUUUAUAUCACCGACGAAGUGUCCAGUUUGCCAAUUGACGAUCCUGACCGCCUUGCUAAGAUUGAGCAGUUGCUCCUAUUUGUGUUGAAGGACGACAGAGAUAUGAAGAGGGCGAAUACCGCUGUCACAGUGGGCUCCACUCACACCGAAAGGAGGCUCCACCAGUUGAUGUAUGCAGAUCGCGAUUAUGACGUGGAUGGUGUGGACGGAGGAUCAGCAGGAGACCAGAACAAACUUUCUGUCACGGUUGAUAAUUGCACAGACAAGGGAUAUACUGUUGUGAACUUGAGAAGCCCGGAUCGCCCUAAACUAAUCUUCGAUACGGUGUGCACCUUGACAGAUAUGGAAUAUGUCGUGUACCAUGGGACUGUCAUUGCCGAGGGACCUGACGCUUAUCAGGACUAUUACAUCAGGCACAUGGAUGGUUCCCCGAUUAGUUCAGAGGCAGAGAGGCAAAGGGUGAUUCAUUGCUUGGGGGCUGCUAUUAAGAGGCGAACUUCUGAGGGAAUAAAACUAGAACUCUGUUGUGACGACAGAUUUGGCCUUCUGGCCGAUGUGACUCGAAUAUUCAGAGAAAAUGGUCUGUCGGUUACUCGGGCUGAGGUUACCACGAGGGGUUCGCAUGCUGUGAAUAUGUUUUAUGUGACCGAUUCCUCCGGUAAUCCAGUCAAGAGUGAGAUGAUCGAGGCUGUCCGGAAACAGAUUGGCCUGACGAUACUUCACGUCAAAGAUGAUUCCUACUCGCAGUCUCCACCACAAGACGCCGGUAAAUUCUCUCUGGGAAACCUCUUCCGCUCACGGUCGGAGAAGUUCCUUUACAAUCUGGGCUUGAUAAAAUCAUGUUCUUGAGAGGUGAUUUAGGAAGAAUGUAGCUUUUUGCUCUAGUGCCUGUAAACAAUAGGACGAUUCAGGGCUCGCUCUUAGGUUUUCAUUCAUGACCACAUCGCUUCGACCAUGGUUGAUCCGGGUCGGGGCUCAAGGUGUGUAGAAUCAUAAAUUGGCUUGUAAAGCACCUUGUACAUAGUUCUCUCCAGCCGCAGCUGUUGCUUUUAUUGGAGGAUGUUGUAAAUAUAUUAGUUCCCCAACUUUAAUCAGUCAUUCAAUCUGAUUCUUGUUUUGUGGUUUCUCUGGA